Oppiella nova is the source of this 1850-nucleotide messenger RNA. NCBI's taxonomy places the organism in Eukaryota, Metazoa, Arthropoda, Arachnida, Sarcoptiformes, Oppiidae. The record is from the annotation of a GenBank genome assembly.
GGUGUAUUGAAUGAGACAUACAUUCAGUUAUUAAUAGACUAUUGAAUCACUCGUUAAGUCAUUGAAUACACGAUUCAGUCAUACAUUUAAUGCUUAAUUAUUGGCUCGUAUUUUGUACUAAAAGUCUAUUUAUUUGUCAUUCGUGUGGACACAAGAAGUGGUGAGUGAUGUUCAGUUGGCUGAGUGCUAGUAAUGACCGCAAACGACAGCCCGAGCUCUUCAUAAAUGUGGUCGAAGGCCUCAAACGGAUCUAUAAGUCGAAGAUCCUUCCUCUGGAAGAGCACUAUCUGUUCCAUGAGUUCCAUUCCCCUCCUCUGGAAGACGCCGACUUCGACGCCAAACCAAUGGUUCUGUUGGUCGGGCAGUACUCGACCGGAAAGACCACUUUCAUUAAGUACUUACUCGAGAGGGACUUCCCGGGCAUACGGAUAGGUCCGGAGCCGACGACCGACCGGUUCAUCGCUGUCAUGCAUAACGACUCGGAGGGAGUGAUUCCGGGCAACGCUCUGGUGGUGGACCCGAAGCGUCAGUUCCGACCUCUGGCUAAGUUCGGCAACGCUUUCCUAAACCGUUUGCAGUGCUCUCAACUGAACUCUCCUGUCUUGGAGUCGAUCACAAUAGUGGACACUCCGGGCAUACUGUCCGGUGAGAAGCAGAGAGUGGAUCGCGGAUAUGAGUUCACAGGAGUGUUGGAGUGGUUCGCCGAACGGGUGGACCGAAUAAUUCUGCUUUUCGAUGCCCACAAACUGGACAUUUCCGACGAAUUCCGGCGAUCUAUAGAAGCGUUGAGAGGACACGACGACAAGAUCCGGAUUGUGCUCAACAAAGCAGAUAUGAUAGACCAGCAGCAGCUCAUGCGGGUCUACGGGGCACUCAUGUGGUCGUUGGGCAAAGUGCUCAACACUCCAGAGGUGGCCCGUGUCUACAUCGGCUCCUUUUGGGACGAACCGCUCAGAUAUGACUACAACCGCAAGCUAUUCGAAGCCGAAGAACAGGACCUUUUCGGUGAUAUCACAAGUCUUCCGCGGAAUGCUGCGCUCAGGAAACUCAACGAUUUGAUCAAAAGGGCACGACUUGCGAAGGUUCACGCGUAUAUCAUAAGUUCCUUAAGAAAGGAAAUGCCGUCCGUUUUCGGCAAAGACUCCAAAAAGAAAGAAUUGAUUAAACAUUUGGGAAAUAUAUUCACUGAUAUUGAACGCGAAUACGGAGUUCCCAUCGGAGACUUUCCAGACUUAAACGAAAUGCAGGAAAAACUAUUACAUCACGACUUCACGAAAUUCCAUCCCUUGAAGAAACCACUUCUCGAUGCCGUCGACUCCAUGUUGGCCAACGAUAUCGCCAAACUCAUGGCAAUGAUUCCACAGGAACAAAUUGAGACCAAAGAAGAGACGGUCGUAAAGGGCGGUGCGUUUGAAGGCGCGAAAGAGUCGCCGUUUGGAUAUAUGCGCGGCGAAGGCAUAGACGCGGGUUCUCUGGACAAGGAGUGGAUCGUCGAGAAGGACCGACCGAAAUACGACGACGUAUUCAAUAGCCUGGAACCGGUCGACGGCAAGAUUACCGGUGCGAUGGCGAAGGCAGAGAUGGUUAAAUCAAAGCUACCGAACAGUGUUUUGGGCAAAAUCUGGAAACUCUCGGACUUGGAUCGCGACGGUAUGCUUGACUCGGAUGAAUUUGCGUUAGCCAUGCAUUUGGUGCAAAUCAAGCUCAACGGUCAUGACUUACCACAGCAACUGCCCGACCAUCUGAUCCCUCCCUCCAAGCGAACUAUAAAUGGAUCUUAAAUUAUAACACUUAUAGUUCAAGUGCUUUAUAUAUAUGAAGUAUAAAUGAAAUUUUAAUAUAAUUGUAAC